GGUCACAGUACAAGGUGACCGCUGUAGGAAAAGAACUGGAUGUUAUAUGCCUGUAAUUUCCCUUUCUCUGUACUUUAGCGGAGUUGUUACGAAACGUAAAAACAAAGGUUUUAUAAUCGAAUCCUUUCGUCCAAUCAGAGAACGGAGCGCAGCCCACGUGAUUUUUUUUAUGUAACGAAGCGGAGUAGAAUGAUAAUUUUACUGUAUCUGUAGUGUGCGGUGAAUAACUAAACUACAUAGCAGUCAGAGGGCAUCGCGCUUUAAUGUAUUGAGAUGUUUUGUCCAUAUUUAUGAUAUCUGACACUUUGUCUCCUUAAUCCGCGAUGUCUGUUCUACAUUCCGACAGUAGGAUCUUCAGAGAUCCCAGUUUAUGUAGAGAAACUACGUGGGACGAGGGGGGUUGUGUAGAUCAGAUAUUCAUUUUACAGAAAGCUUUCAUGCUGGCAUCAGAAAACCGCGUUAAAGAAGCACUAGAUUCUUUCUCCGUGGCCUUACAGUAUGGUCCUGUCAGACCACAACAACUAAGUGCUUUAGUUGACAGUAUCUUGCGAAACUCCAGCGGUAAUACGCCGUCAGACAGCUGCUCUGGAGACUCCAGUGCCGUGUUUACUUGUCCGAGCUGUCGUGGAUUUCUCUGCGAGCCCGUAACUGUUGCUUGUGGACAUUCUUACUGCAAAAGGUGUUUGCGACGGCACCUGAUCUCCAAAUGUACGCUGUGCCAGGAGACCACCGACGCGGCGAUCGGGACUGAGAAGGUGGGGACACUGAAACCAAACGUGAUUCUCAACUACCUUUUGGAAAAGUGGUUCCCUGCAGAGACAAAACGGUGUAAAGUCAUCGGAGAAAUUGAAGAUCUGUCCAGAAGAAGACUUUUUGACAAAGCUUUGGCUCUUGCCAAUGAGGUGAUUGAAUCAGGUCCCGGUGAUAUGCUUGCUCUAGCGUAUCGAGCAGAGGCGUAUGCUGGGCUUGGGAGCUACGAGUCAGCCCUGAAUGAUCUGGAGGUUCUGUGUGAGAGCUCCCCCCACUGGCCAGAGGGCUAUUUUCGGAAAGGCAAUGUACUGCGGAAAAUGGGCCACGUGGACGACGCUCUGCAGGUGUUCCUCCACUGCCUGGCUCUGGAUGCAGAUUUUAUUCUCGCAAGGAAGGAAGUGGAAAAGAUCCUUUAUGACCUGCUGUUGCCUGCUUCUGCGGAUGCCAGACUGGCCCAGCAGGUGGCAGACUUGAGCUCGUCCUCCUGCCUGCCCAGGAAGAUGGCACUGGUGAAUACCCAAGUGCAAGCAUCCCCCCCGUCACUCCUAGACCAAAAGGAGGACUGUGACGUACCCCCUCCUCCACCAGCUUUGGGGGAACUGAGACUGAGGAGCUCCACCUUACUGUUAACUCCCCAAGACCAAGACCUGCCGAAGAGGAAACUACCUGUCUCUGCUGAAGGGAGGAGCAAACUCCUGAGACAAGAAGAUGCCACAGUGCCCUCUAGAGGGGUUCCCAGGGAGCUGCUGGAGGCCAGUGACUUUGAGUGUUCUCUCUGUAUCAGACUGUUCUACGAACCGGUGACCACGCCCUGUGGACACACGUUCUGCCGAAGCUGCCUGGAACGGUGCCUGGAUCACGCCCCUCAGUGUCCACUCUGCAAGGAUAGCCUACGGGAGUUCCUAGCGAGCAAGAAGUUCAGCGUGACGCCGGUGCUUGAGACACUGAUGAAGACGCUUCUCCCUGAGGAGUAUCUGGAACGCCUGAGGAGCCACUCUGAGGAGAUGGAGGAGCUCUCAAAUAGCUUGAGGAGGGGUGUGCCCAUGUUCAUCUGCACCAUGGCCUACCCCACCGUGCCCUGCCCGCUGCACGUGUUUGAGCCCCGCUACCGCCUCAUGGUCCGCCGCUGCCUGGAGACGGGCACCAGGUGCUUCGGCAUGUGCAUCAGUGACCCGCAGAAGGGGUUUGUGGACUAUGGCUGCAUGCUGCAGAUCCGCUGCGUCCACUUCCUGCCGGAUGGUCGCUCGGUGGUGGACACGGUGGGCGGUGAGCGCUUCCGCGUUCUGGCCCGGGGGAUGAGGGAUGGCUACCACAUCGCCGACAUCGAGUACCUGGAAGACGUGAAGGUGACGGAUGCGGAGGAGAUGCUGAAACUCCAGGAGCUGCAUGACCAGGUGUACAGACAAGCACACACCUGGUUUGGGAGCCUUGAGCCGCGUUUCCGCGACCAAAUACUGCAGCAUUUUGGCCCCAUGCCAGCAAGAGAGAUAGACAUACAGGCCACAGCAAACGGACCGGCCUGCUGCUGGUGGCUCCUAGCAGUGCUGCCCGUAGACCCGCGGUACCAGCUGUCAGUGCUGUCCCUGCUGUCACUGCGCGAAAGGCUGCUGAAGAUCCAACAGAUCCUCACCUACCUGCAAAAUGUUCCCGACCCCUGACCCCAGUGACCCUUCAUAUUUCUGGCGGGAAAAUGUCUCGUGGGGUGUUUUAGCAAUUUCCGUGAAAUUCCGAGUACAAGCAACGUCAAGUUCUGCUUCGUGACACUUUGCAUUUGAUGACUCUGCACUACUUUCGUGUGGCGUCCUUGUGGAACGUGAGGCAACAUGUGCUUCUGCCUUUUAGCUGACAGAGGUGCACAGCCUCCUAAAUCUAAGACCCACAUCAGUCAUCCAUGGUGUUGAAAGUAACCUGUAAUGGCUAGUCUGCAUUUUUUGUUCUGUUCUGUUCAGUAUUCAUUAAUUCACUACCUUCACUAUUUCACCAAAUUAGAUUAUUUUUUUUUAAAUCAAACUUAAUUUUGCACUUUAUAUAAUAAUAUCAGGAGCAAUUAUUGUGGGAAUAUUUGCAGCAUUUAAAUUAAGUAAAUGAUGUGUUUAUUGCAUUUAGAUUAUCUCUGUUUUGUUGGCGGGUGUGACGGUUUGAUGUAUCCGUCGUGCAUGGAGAGUCGUACUGUGGCUCUCGAAGUGAGGCGUUUGCAUGUUUAAAUUGGAGGAGGAGAUGUGAAAGGAUCUUCAAGUCCAACUUUGCACAGUUUAUGGUGUAGAUACCAGCUGAAUGGUUCUGGACAUUCAGCCUGUUAAGGGGACCGUCACAACCACAGAGGAGCAGGAUAACUGUGCCUUAACGUUGCGUUGUGUUGCACCUGAGAUGUUUCGACAAACUUACUGCUUCUGUGUCAGAUUCAGGCUUUGAAGUUUGUAAAUCAUUCAUGAAGAUUUUUUAUAGUUUUUUUGUCUGUAUUGUUUAAGUUAUCAAAUUUAAGUAAAUAAAUUUAUACCUUGCUUGGA
This is a messenger RNA of Paramormyrops kingsleyae, 3257 nucleotides long. RefSeq names its product LON peptidase N-terminal domain and RING finger protein 1-like. Lineage: Eukaryota; Metazoa; Chordata; Actinopteri; Osteoglossiformes; Mormyridae. The record is from RefSeq and is a predicted model, not a curated record. Gene Ontology annotation, molecular function: protein binding; ubiquitin protein ligase activity.